CGAUGCGCGUUCUUUCACUAUAUGAUAAAAGUCAAGCGACAGAAACUGCAGCAACUUCAUUAAUCUACCAUUUAUACGAUUCACAUUUAUUUGCUUACUAUCCAACGAGCUUGCAAAAGCCGGUUCUCCUAACAACAAUAUUUAACUCAACAAAUUACUUAGUUGCUUGCCUGAUUCUAAUGUGUUUUCUUGCCACAACAGUUAUCCGACCUUGUAGUGCCACAAAAGAAGAGAAUAGACUUUUUGAGGAUAUUUUAGCAGAUUAUAACAAAUUAGUUAGACCUGUAGAUGAGAAUAAUGCAACACUUGUAGUUAGAUUUAAACUAAAACUCAGCCAGCUUCUGGAUGUGCACGAGAAACAGCAAAUCAUGACAACUAAUGUUUGGCUUCAACACAUUUGGACGGAUAGUAAAUUAUGUUGGAAUCCAAAAGAUUAUGGUGGUGUUGAGGUUCUUUAUGUUCCGUCUGAGUUAAUUUGGCUACCUGAUAUUGUCCUUUAUAAUAAUGCGGAUGGAAAUUAUCAGUUAAGCUAUAAUGGGACUGUUGAAUGGACUCCACCAGCAAUUUAUAAGAGUAUGUGCCAAAUCGAUGUUGAAUGGUUUCCCUUCGAUGCUCAGACUUGCGAAAUGAAAUUUGGUUCAUGGACCUAUGGUGGUUUAGAAGUGGAUCUUAAAGUCUGGGUUGUUGAUGAUGGAAUCGAUCUAAAUGAUUAUUAUCCGAGUGUAGAGUGGGACAUUCUGCGUGUGCCUGGAAAACGGCAUCAGAAAAAAUAUCCUUGCUGUAUUUCGCCUUUCAUUGAUCUUACUUAUGAGAUACAUCUGCGUCGAAAAACGCUCUUCUACACUGUCAAUUUAAUGAUUCCAUGUGUAGGUAUCAGUUUUUUGACAGCUCUUGUAUUCUAUUUGCCGUCAGCUGGAGGCGAAAAAAUAUCGCUUUGUAUUUCAAUUCUUAUCUCGUUGACAGUCUUCUUUUUACUUCUCGUUGAAAUCAUUCCUUCUACUUCGCUUGUUAUUCCUUUAAUAGGCAAAUACCUUCUUUUUACAAUGGUCCUGGUUACACUUUCGGUCAUUACUACUUGUUUAACAUUAAAUGUUCACUAUCGGAAUCCAUCGACACAUAAAAUGUCGCCCUGGAUCCGCAAAUUAUUUAUUGAGAUUUUACCCUAUUAUCUACUUAUGAGGAGGCCGAUACAAAAAAGUAAAAAAUCUAGAAAAACAAAAGAAGAUUUGGGCACUUCAAUUAUGCUACAUCUAUUGCCUAAUGCCGUCUUAAGAAAACAAAAGGAGCGUGAAGCUUUAAGUCAAAGGCGGCUGACUCUACAACGACAAUCUAUUCUUGAGCAGAUGGAGAUACAUACAGCUCCAAGCUCUGCAGAAGCUAUAAAAAGAAUAGCUGGGCAUGGCCGUGAGAGCUCUGGACUUAUAGCACAUUUCGCGAGUACUUCUAGAGAAAGAGAGCAAGACGGCAGUUUAUAUAGAGAGCAAAGUCCGCUUAAAAGUGCCGUUGAUAGUGUAGCCUUCAUUGCUGAACAUUUUCAACGUGAAGAAGAUGAUCAAAGAAUUUCAAACGACUGGACAUUUGUGGCGAUGGUUUUGGAUAGAAUUUUCUUAAUAACUUUUACUGUUAUUUGUUUUUUCGGCUGUGUACUCAUCAUUUUUCGCGCUCCAACUAUUUGGAGUGCGGAACCUGCACUUGGAAACGCAUGACUGUUUAAAUUUAAUUUUAUUUUAGGGUUGG
Molecule: messenger RNA, 1737 nt
Organism: Meloidogyne enterolobii
Lineage: Eukaryota; Metazoa; Nematoda; Chromadorea; Rhabditida; Meloidogynidae
Source: the annotation of a GenBank genome assembly